This is a messenger RNA of Staurois parvus, 1996 nucleotides long. Lineage: Eukaryota; Metazoa; Chordata; Amphibia; Anura; Ranidae. The record is from the annotation of a GenBank genome assembly.
UUAGGCAGUUACACCCCAUCUCCGGGUGGCCCUUUCUCUGCUUUUGACACCAAGCAUGUGGCCACAGGACAUACUUGCAAAAUACACACAGAAGGAGCAGUCUGUAGAGCAGCCAGAGUUCCGCUAUGAUGAGUUUGGAUUCAGAGUGGAUAAAGAAGAUGGUGCAGAACCUAAUUCAAGUAAGCUAUUGGGUAUCCCACUGACAGAAGACCCCCAGCAGAGGCUGAAGUGGCAGGCCCACCUAGAGUUUACCCACAACCAUGAUGUAGGGGACCUAACGUGGGAUAAGAUAGAUGUGACACUCCCUCAUUGUGACAAACUGCGCUCGCUUGUACUAGCUGGAAUUCCUCACAGUAUGAGACCACAGCUUUGGAUGAGACUCUCGGGUGCACUGCAGAAAAAGAGGAAUUCGGAGAUGACCUACAGAGACAUUGUACGGAACAGCUCGAAUGAUGAGACUCUAGCAGCUAAACAGAUUGAAAAGGACCUGCUUAGAACGAUGCCCAGCAAUGCCUGUUUCUCCAAUCUGCAAAGUGUGGGGGUGCCUCGUCUCAGAAGGGUGCUGCGUGGACUGGCAUGGUUGUACCCAGAUAUUGGGUAUUGCCAAGGCACUGGCAUGGUGGCUGCAUGCUUGCUGCUCUUUAUGGAGGAGGAAGAUGCUUUCUGGAUGAUGUGUGCGGUUAUAGAAGAUCUGGUGCCUGCAUCCUAUUUCAGCACCACUCUGCUAGGUGUUCAGACAGACCAGAGAGUACUGAGACACCUCAUUGUUCAAUAUCUCCCUCGGCUGGAUAAGCUUUUGCAGGAACAUGAUAUUGAGCUGUCCCUCAUCACUUUGCACUGGUUCCUCACCGCAUUUGCCAGUGUAGUGCACAUAAAACUGCUGUUACGGAUCUGGGAUUUAUUCUUCUACCAGGGCUCUCUGGUUCUGUUCCAGACCACUUUGGGAAUGCUGAAAAUUAAGGAAGAAGAGCUCAUCCAAUCUGAAAACUCUGCCUCAAUCUUUAACACUCUAUCAGACAUUCCAUCCCAAAUAGAAGAGCCAGAUGUAUUACUACGAGAGGCCAUGAUGAUUGCAGGAACACUUACAGAAGUCAUGAUUGAAGCCCAGCGACGCAAACAUCUAGCUUAUCUCAUUGCAGACCAGGGUCAACUGCUCAACUCCACUGCUGCUGUCACCAACCUUUCCAAAAUCAUGAGAAGACAGAGUCAGAGAAGGAAGUCUGGCAUCACAACGCUUUUGUUUGGUGAUGAUGACUUUGAAGCACUAAAAGCCAAGAAUAUCAAGCAGACCGCAUUGGUUGCAGAUCUGCGGGAAGCCAUCCUGCAAGUUGCACGUCACUUCCAAUGCAGUGACCCUAAAAACUGCAACAUUGACCUGACACCUGACUACUCUAUGGAAAGCCAUCAGAGAGAUCACGAGAAUUAUGUGUCAUGCUCCCGAAGCAGGCGUCGCAGAGCUAAGGCACUCUUGGACUUUGAGCGCCAUGAUGAUGAUGAACUUGGCUUUCGCAAAAAUGACAUCAUCACGAUUAUUUCCCAGAAGGAUGAACACUGCUGGGUUGGAGAACUGAAUGGACUAAGGGGCUGGUUUCCCGCAAAAUUUGUGGAAAUUCUUGAUGAAAGAAGUAAAGAGUACUCAAUUGCUGGGGACGACUCUGUGACUGAAGGGAUCACAGAUUUGGUUCGGGGAACAUUAUGCCCAAGUAUUAAGGCAAUCUUUGAACAUGGACUCAAGAAGCCCUCUUUGUUAGGUGGGCCAUGUCAUCCCUGGCUCUUUAUAGAAGAGGCUGCCAGCCGGGAAGUAGAAAGAGAUUUUGACUCUGUGUAUUCUCGCCUCGUUCUCUGCAAGACUUACAGGUUAGACGAAGAUGGCAAAGUAUUAACUCCAGAAGAGUUACUAUACCGAGGGGUACAAUCUGUAAAUGUGAGUCAUGAUACAGCUCAUGCACAGAUGGAUGUUAAAUUACGCUCUCUUAUUUGUAUUGGACUAAAGUAA